Thlaspi arvense is the source of this 1112-nucleotide messenger RNA. The record is from the annotation of a GenBank genome assembly. NCBI's taxonomy places the organism in Eukaryota, Viridiplantae, Streptophyta, Magnoliopsida, Brassicales, Brassicaceae.
CUUCUCCUCUAUAUAUACUUCAAUCUCUUUCACACACUUCCUCUGGUUCCACAUCAUCCUCUCUUUUAUAUCCUUAUUUUCUCCUUCUAUAAUCGUCUUCUACACACACGCAACCAUAUAUAUAUAUAUUUAUAUUUAUAUAUGUGUAUGUACAUGUACUGAAGCAGAUAGUGAGAUAUCAAAUAUCGUUCAAUGAAUCUACCACCGGGAUUCAGGUUUUUUCCGACGGACGAAGAGCUCGUCGUUCACUUCCUCCACCGCAAAGCUUCACUCUUGCCGUGUCACCCUGACGUCAUCCCCGACCUCGAUCUUUACCCUUACGAUCCUUGGGACCUCCCCGGGAAAGCUUUGGGAGAAGGGAGGCAAUGGUACUUCUACAGUAGAAAGACACAAGAUAGAGUGACGAGCAAUGGUUAUUGGGCAUCAAUGGGAAUGGACGAAACAAUCUUCACAAGUUCCACACACAAGAAGUUGGGUAUCAAAAAGUAUCUAACUUUCUAUCUCGGAGAUUCUCAGACUAACUGGGUCAUGCAAGAAUAUUCUCUCCCAGAUUCCUCUUCUUCAUCUAGUCGAUCUUCUAAGAGAUCAAGCCGUGGUUCUACUAGUUCUAAACCCGAUUAUAGCAAGUGGGUGAUAUGCAGAGUGUAUGAACAAAAUUGCAGUGAGGAAGAGGAUGAUGAUGGGACAGAACUCUCAUGUUUGGAUGAAGUGUUUUUGUCUUUAGAUGAUCUUGACGAAGUAAGCUUACCGUAAUAAAGACAAGCACCCAACAAAAAAAAAAGGUUUAGUGGGCAAUUAUUUCUAAAAUCUUUGUACCAAAAAGAAAGAAAGGAAAAGGAGAAUGACAUCAUUCUUACAAGUUAUAUGUUGUAAGAUUAGGAAUCCCCAAUUUGCAAGCAAGAAGCAAAAAGAGGAAGAAACUCUAGUCUUGAUGUAUUUUAUUUUUCAAAUUCAAAUAUAUAUUUUUGCUUACUGAAUUAAUAUAUUAUGUUCAUUAUAUUGUAAUGGCAGAAACUAAGAAACUAGUAUUUGUGUAAAAAAAUUAUUGCAAAUUUUAUCAUGAAUUCUUUGUAAUAUAUGAUGAAAAAUACAUUCAUCAGUCUAUAUUCAAC